CAGUUGUAUGAGUGCAUCAAUUAGAAACACAUGCGCACUAUUAAAACGGACUAUGACUGCAAUAAAAGUUGUGUUGUUAUUUUGAAUUUUCGAAAUCAAAUUUAGAUUUGUCAAUAAAAAGUUAAAAGAGUCAUGAUUAACAGGGUAGAUAAAGAGCUAAUGUACAUAUUCUCACUAAUUGUGGUUUUCCUAGAAGUUGGUGGUGUAUAUGCCUUUGGAGCUGCCUUUGACGCUCUUCUAGAAAAAUAUCAAAAAGAUCGAUCAACUACUGCUACAGUACAAUCACUCUUGUUAGGAGUUACUUUAAGCUUUGGUGUUAUAAGUGGCACUCUAAUAAGUCGAUUAGGACUACCAUUGGUACUUUUGGUAUCGUGUAUUCUGGUUCCAGCCGGAUACUGCUCUUCUUUCUUUGCCACCAGAAUAGAGCAUCUCUAUGUCAGUAUCGGCAUUGUAUCAGGAAUAGGAGUUUCGUUGGCAUACACCAGUACAUCUAUUGUAAAUUGUAGGCUAUUCACAGGCCAGAAGAGAGAUUUGUAUUUAUCCAUAUAUACAUCAAUCAUUCCAUUCGCAGGAUUUGUUUACCCAUACAUUUUGGAGUGGUUAAUCGAAUCUUACGCUUUAAAUGGAACGUUCCUUCUUCUUGGUGCUAUUUACAGUAACAAGAUUCCAUUCUUGAUUAUGUGUUUUAGAAAUCGAAAAUAUCUAGCAGCAGAUGAAGUACCGGAGAAUAAUGAUAUUGCUGGUAAUGAAACAGACGCCCCUAUGAAAAAAGCAAAGAAAGGCGUAAUUAUAAAUGCUGUUCAAAAUUUUAAAAAAAUGAUGAAUAUCACAUUUUCCUUAAUACUCUUAGCAACAGCAGUUUCAACAGCCGGUACAAGUGGAUUCAUGGGUCUAGCACUCGAUAUCAGCUUAUGGAAAGGUUUUACUAAAACCCAGGGGCUUCUUACUUUUGUGAUUUAUAACAUCGGAAAUACUUUAUCUAGACUUGUUCCGGGUUUUCUGAAACAAAUACAAGGAGUUGAUUUCUUGAUGUUUUCAUUUAUCUCAGCAUUAGCCGGUUGUAUUGGACAGUUAACUUUCUUUUUCGGUAGCAGCUACAGCGCUUAUUUGAUAGGGUUCUGUCUAACCGGUCUGUGUUUUGGCGGAAUCGUUUCAUCAACUGCAUUGGUAUUGGUUGAAAUAGUAAUACCUGAGAGACUUCCUAUAGCAAUGGGAAUAACUUCAACAACGUGUGGUAUUUUAUCCGUGUCAACUGGGCCGUUCUUUGGAUGGCUCAGAGACAUUCUAGGAAGCUACAAUUUAGUUAUUAUUAUUAUCGCAACUCUACAGGCUAUCACAGCAAUACUAUUGUGUAUUGUAUUAAUAUAUAGGCGUAUUGAUACAAAUAAAAAGAAGAAAAUCCAACAAGAAAGACGGAAUACGGUUUCAUGUACAGUGUCGGAACUUUAGAAAAUGAUAUGGUCUGGUUCUUUUUGACAAAAGACUAGUUUUAGUCCUGUCAUAGAUGAAACAAACAAAAACUUAUUUGAGCGGCGUCAUGACAAAACCAACAUAGUGCGUUUACUACCAGCAUGGAUCCAGACCAGCCUGCGCAGUCUAAUCAGGAUCCAUGUUGUUCGCUUUCAGUUUCUCUACUAGUAAUAGGGUUUGUAGGCGAACAACAUGUAUCAUGGUCAGACUCCGCGGAUGCGCAGGCUGGUCUGAAUCCAUGCUGGUCGCAAACGCACUAUGUUGGUUUUGUCAUGACGCGGCUCAUUUGAUAUAGCCACGUUGUAUGCCUCUACGUGUGAUAUUCCAUACAAUUCCUUAUCUGAUUUAUAAUCCGAUCAAACCGCAAACACACACACAAUUUAUUGUUGCGAAUGGUUUAUAUAUUGUACAUGUAGCUUUUUCUGAUGGUACGAGGACACGCACAUAAUACUACAUUAUAAGAUUUCUAAUAUUACUUAAAAGGAUUUUUGAAAACAAAUCAUCGCCUUUAUCUUGAUUGUUUCUUUGUUGUCCCUCCGAGGUUAUAAGGAAAUCUUUUAGAAGAACACUUGGGCAGUUUAACUGACUAGUAAUACGUUUGUUUUUUAAGGUGUUAAAAACAAAUACAGACUAACUGACUGGUUUGUUCAGUCAUGAACUGUAUCAUUGUCUGCUUGUCCAUGUUAAUGUUCAUGUACUUAUAAAGUGUUUAAAAACUGUUUUGAAUUUCAAUACUAUUUAGAUAACAUUCCACUUAAACUGCCUAUUCCAUUGACUAAAUUAAGGCUAUCUUAAGAUAAAUUAUUAAUUGAAACAUGUCGCUAUGGUAAUAGUAGAACUGAACGAAACCAAAUAUAUUGUAUGAUUUGUAACAGUGGUGACCUUAAAGAUUAUUAUCAUUUUAUUUGUAUCUGUUCUGCAUAUAAUCAAAUCAAAACCGAAUACCUUAAUAAUAUUGACCCAUUACUUAAAAUCUCUUCUCGCCUUUUCAUCCGCCCCCUUUUGAGUCCUCAAAUGGUAAAAAUGCCCUAUUUAGACCCCAAACACUUGUUUUUCUUUGAGAAAUGGUGUUAAGAAAAGUGAUCACUUUUUUCGGCGUCAUCUCCUAUCAAAUAGAUACACCAAGGUGGUGCCAGAUGGGGGAUGUGCCCCCUUCAUUUUUGGUUGUUGGAAGCGGUCGGCAGACCCCCACAUCUCAAAGACAAACAUGGACUUUUGAGAAGCUAAACAUGACUUCACCUCAACUUUAAGGUAACCUAACCAACGCUGAAAAGCCUUUGACUCUAUCUCAAUUCAUUGAGAAGUUGCAUCACUUUGAAAUCAGUUUGAAUGAAACAAUCAACGCAAAAUAGUGAUUUUUGGCAAUUUUGAGAUGCCCCCUCGUUGACAUGGUAACAAGAAAGUUAAGAUUGAGUAUGCGGUUACAAAGGCUAUCGUCCAGUCAAAAUUUUUGCCAAGUUUGAACAGUAUUGAAGCCUUUUUUAUAGUUUCAUAGCAAUUUAAACUUGUAACAGGAGGCUUUUCAAUGAAAACAGCCAUUUUCCAAAUCAUGCUCAUGAAGUAAUGGGUUAACACAUCGGUUUCUAAAGACAAAGUUUUAUUAAAUUCAUAGAAAAUAUACAAUCUGUCAACUAUUCUGCAUUAAUCAAACUAUGCAAAUUUAUACGAGAAUCAUUUAUAAUAAUACAAAACAUUGUAAACAACUAUACUUAGUCAUAUUUAAGGAUGUUUCCUGUAGCCAUUUACACGUGUACUUAUUUAUAUACUAACUAUCACGUUACAUUUGGUCUUGCCAUUUUAAUAUAUCUGGUGUUACUGUAUUGUGAAAAUGUCUGAGUUAGAUAAUUAUCAUAUGUUCAUGCGUUCACAUAAUUUUGUUAAACAAAUUCUUCCAUAUAUUUAAUGUAAAAGUAAAUAAUCAACACAUGCCUGUAUAAAAAGUAUUGCGAGCGUGCUUUAACUGCGUCCUCUAGCUUCUGCAAAUGGUAUGCACAUUAAAUUAGCGCUACACUUGCAUAAAUGUAUACGUCUUAAUCGGUAAUAUCUGCUUUUUUUUGUAAUCAGAAAUCAUGUUUUUUGCUUCGUAAAUGUAUUCCUCUGCGUGCGUACGCAAGAAUAUUGCUUCCAUAAAAAUCAAAUAUUUUGAAAAUUAAAUUGAAAAAUUUCUCAAAGAUGCGUAAAAGUUAAAAAUAUAACUCCUUGAAAAUAUCUCUGCUUCUAACAUUUUUAGAUUAUUUUCUUUGUGUAAUUUUCUUUAUGUUUCGUAUUCUGUGAUUAUAUAUUUAUCAAAAUAGUAAUGUAUAUAUUUUAUGUGUGAGUUUUAUGUAAACUGUAUGCAUUGACAAUAUUUAGUAUCUGUAAAUGGUCAAAAGGUAUUUGAAAAGCCAAUUUACUAAUAAAUGAAAUGAAAUGAAAAUGUUAUGUUUGAUCCUAAAUACUAUUAGCGUAGUUGUUUACUGCAUUACAGAAAGUUGUCUUUAUGGGCACAUUUUAGUUAAAUAGUUCAUACAUUGAUAUAUAUAUUUGGUGUUUGGUUAUACUAUCAAUGUAGUUAUCUAUCGAAUUACAGACAUUACAUAAUGGAACAAUUCAUUUUAAAAUCUAUUCCAUGUAUACUAAAGUGUAGAAAAAAGUUGCUUUUAGUUAACUAAAAUCGGGCUAAUCACAGCACAAAAAUACGAUUUUUAAUUAAUUAUGAUUAUUUUUUCUUAAUUAUACAGCUGAUGUAUGUAAGAAUUUCAAAAUUUAUGUUUUCAGGCUUUUGGACCUCAGUGGAGUCCCUUCAUUAUCCCGAUGAAAAAAACACAUUAACAGAAUGCAUAAACAAGUUCAUAGCUGUGCCUUUGUGGUUGACUUAAGAUAACAAUUAAAUCAUAAAAAUGAACAUAAGAUAUAUACGAUAUAUGCAAAUUCAAUAUAUGCAUUUUCGAUUGACUCUUUUGAAUAUCAUCUAUCAUAAAACAUUAUGUUGUCCUCAACAACUGAAAUCAUUUAUGUAUUAAAUAUAACAAGUAAAACAAUGAUUACCCAUAGCUUUCUACAAAUAGUGUCAACAUGACCUUGUUAUUCUCUGCCUGAUGAUUGUUGUUUUUGAAAUCGGCAUACUAUUUGAAUUCGGUGAUUUCUACGUCACAGUUUUAGAUUGUGCUAAAACUGCAGCUGUCCAAUCACUUGUUAUUGGAAUUAUUUUGGGUCCAGGUCCUCGUGUUCAAAAACUGUCUUUUUUAUGUUAUGUAUAAAAUUAUUUAAAUAAAAAAUUAUUGAAAGUGAAAAUAAUACUGUAUGGCCCUAUUUUGAUAAAUUUUAGUGUCAACUCACCCGACCACCUCUGAACACAAACUUCUGAAAGAUAAAAAUGGUACAAAAUGUAAUAACAAUUGAAAGUCAUUAUUAUUGUAAUAUACAUUUUGAUGAUAUUUAUUUUUUAAUCUACUUUUUAUAUUUUUCAAACUUUUUCUUAAAUCUAACAAAUAUAAAACAAAGUUGAACAAACCAUUUUAGAUGUUUCAUAAGAGGCAAUAUUUAACUUACAUUUUGAUGCCAAUAUAAAUUAAAUAUUUCUUUACAUUAUUUAUGAAAAAAAUAUUAGUAUUGAAAAGUAAGCAUGUAUAUAGAAUUUCACUAAAGUAAUAUUUGACUUUAAUCUUACAAAAUGAAGCAAGGCAGUCAACAAUACAUUACAGUA
This is a messenger RNA of Ruditapes philippinarum (Manila clam), 5155 nucleotides long. RefSeq names its product monocarboxylate transporter 12-like. NCBI's taxonomy places the organism in Eukaryota, Metazoa, Mollusca, Bivalvia, Venerida, Veneridae. The transcript is spliced from 5 exons. Bases 133 to 1449 code for a protein of 438 amino acids. Gene Ontology annotation, molecular function: transmembrane transporter activity. The record is from RefSeq and is a predicted model, not a curated record. Gene Ontology annotation, biological process: transmembrane transport.